AUGCCUUCUUAUUCAAAUACCGAACUUGCAGACAUGCAUUUUAUUUAUGGUUUGUGUAAUGGGAAUACUCGAGCCUCUCAAAGAGAGUACGAAAAUCGUUUUCCACAUCGGCGCGUUCCUGCCCCAGCCAUGUUCAGCAGAAUCCACCAAGCUUUGAGGGAGCGAGGUACUUUUCGACGGUAUUUGAGGGAAGGUGUACAAAAUGUAGAUUUGGAGAGAGAAAUCUUGGACGAAGUCAACAGAGAUCCAGAAACUAGUACUCGUCUAUUUGGAGUUCAUCAUUCUACUGUAUGGUGA
Molecule: messenger RNA, 297 nt
Organism: Macrosiphum euphorbiae (potato aphid)
Lineage: Eukaryota; Metazoa; Arthropoda; Insecta; Hemiptera; Aphididae
Source: the annotation of a GenBank genome assembly